Messenger RNA from Ostreococcus lucimarinus CCE9901, 2115 nucleotides. RefSeq lists its product with no specific name. Gene Ontology annotation, molecular function: microtubule minus-end binding; gamma-tubulin binding. The record is from RefSeq and is a predicted model, not a curated record. The transcript is spliced from 2 exons. Gene Ontology annotation, cellular component: centrosome; gamma-tubulin small complex; equatorial microtubule organizing center. Lineage: Eukaryota; Viridiplantae; Chlorophyta; Mamiellophyceae; Mamiellales; Bathycoccaceae. Bases 1 to 2115 code for a protein of 704 amino acids. Gene Ontology annotation, biological process: spindle assembly; cytoplasmic microtubule organization; mitotic cell cycle.
AUGACGGUGGGAAGCUCGCAGAGACGCUCGGGCGGAUUGUUCGGUAAGCCAGAGCGCACGAUAGUGUCGCGACCAACCGAGCUCGCCGAUGGUCCAAAGUUACCCGACUGGAACUAUAAGCGGCCGUUUCUCACGGGCGCGCAUCUCGGGAGUGGGGCGGAGCAAGACAGAAACGUCAAGGCGUUGAGCGAUUACGGCACCGCCGAGCAAGAGUUGCUGGUUUUAGAUGAUUUGUUAUACGCGAUGAUGGGCGUCGACGGGCGAUACAUCAGCGCGUGGAAGGGCACAGACGACGAGACGAGCUCGGGUUUUGAGGUUGAGCUGGGGCUCGAGGCGCCGCUCGCGGCGUUGGUUAAGAAUAUGCUUCCGUUGUGCUCGGACGCGGCGACCGUGCGUGCCUUCAUCGAAUCUCGGCAUGAGUUCAAGCAUGGCUACGUAUCCCACGCGUUAGCGGCGGAAAUGCGCGAUUUGCUGAACGAUUGGCACACGUUGAUCGUGCAGCUCGAGCACCAACGCAACAUCGGCUCACUUUCACUUCAGGCGGCGUGGUUUUAUUGUCAACCCGCCGCGCCGGCUUUGCGCCUCAUGGCGAGCGUGGCGAGCAGAGCGUACCAUUUGAAAGGUGCGAGCAUACUCAAUCUGUUGCACCGAGAAGGCUGCGAACACGCUGGCGAUGGUGCGGUGUCGGCUUUGGUGCAGCGUUUGAGCAAAGCGACUUCGGCGCCGUACAGCCGCGCCAUCGAGCUGUGGGUUUACGAUGGACAAGUCGACGAUCCUUACGACGAGUUUUUGAUCGUUGAGCAACGUGAGAUGAAGAAAACGUCUCUGGCCGAUGAUUAUAACUCGGCGUAUUGGACGAAACGCUAUUCCCUUCGCGAGGAGAUUCCGCAAUUCAUAGGGAAACAACUUGCGCAAAAAAUACUCACCACGGGGCGCUAUUUGAACGCGGUGCGUGAGACCAAGGUGUCCGCGAUUGCCGAGCUCCCAGCGAAGCCGAGAGACGGGCUCGGUAAGAUGUACUUCGGGCCGAACAUGAUCAUCGGCACGGGGAAGUACGCGGAUCGCAUUGACGAUAGAUUUGAGCACGCUUCGCGCAAAUUGUUACAAAUCAUGUGGGAAGACGGCGAGUUGAAAUCACGACUGAUGAGCAUGAAGAUGUACUUCUUGCUCGCUCGAGGAGAUUAUCUCGUGCAUUUCCUAGACACCGCGGCGUCUGAGUUGGAAAAGGACGCAGAUGACAUUCGUCUGCCCAAGCUUCAAACGCUUUUGGAUAUCGCCGUGAAGUCGUCCAGCACGGCGACCGACCACCACGGCGACGACUUGUUAUGCUCUAUCGACGGUCACGGUCUAUCGAGACAACUUUCCAGCAUUGAUGAUGACGACUCUGCCGCUGUGACUCCUUCGAAAGCCACCGGUGACGGGGACGAGCUUUCUGGAUUCGAUGCCUUCGUGCUCGAUUACGACACGCCUUGGCCGGCGAGCGUCGUGCUCAACCGUCGUGCCGUGACAAAGUAUCAAAUUCUUUUCAGACAUCUGUUCAAUUUCAAGUGCGCCGAACGCGAACUUUGUGCGGGUUGGCAGCGUCUGCAAGUCAUGCGCGGCGCGCAACUCGGUCGCAUGUUCGCCCAGGCCCACACGCUCACGCAGCGAAUGUUGAACUUUUUGCAAAACUAUUUGUACUACAUCACGAAUGAGGUCAUCGAGCCUCAUUGGGAUAGGAUGAUCGCGCGCGUGGACGACGCGCAGUCCGUGGAUGAACUGAUCGCCGGACACGAUGCGUUUUUGGAGGCCUGCAUGAAGGAUGCGAUGUUGUUCUGGCCCAAGAUUUUGAAGCGUUUGGAGCGCGCGCGAGCGGCGUGCUUGCGCUUUGCCCGGGACAGCCAGCGUUUCGCAGACACCAUCGAACGGUUGAAGGAGAAUAGCAUGGACGCUAUGACGGCGGAUAGAUUGGUCGCAUUGGAGGAAGAGAUCGAAGCCGUGACGAGCGAUACGCGGUCGCAGUUCCGGCACUUCCUCGGCGAUUUAUUAAACGCUCUGAACGACGCCGGCGACGUCGACACCAACGUUGCGAGUCUGUUAUCGCGACUCGACUUCAACGGCUACUAUGGAAUUUAG